ACUCCAGGAGCCAAAGUCAGUCUUUUCCAAAACUGAGAGGGAGCUCACCUGGAUCUGGAGAUGGCCACACUUGGAACCCUUAAUCCCUGAGCCAACUUCAUAUUAUUGUCCAGGGUAGACUGUUUCUACAACUCCUUAGAAAAGGAAUAAAGUCCUGAUUUUCUUCCCUCAGGAAAAUGGACUCAGAAAUCCCAGAAGCCUUCCAGAAGGAACUCACCUUCUUCAUCUGCCUGAAUUUCCUUCUAGACCCAGUCACCAUAGGCUGUGGGCACAGCUCCUGUAGAUCCUGUCUUUGUCUUUUCUGUGAACAAGUCAAAGUCCUUGCCACUUCUCCAGUGUGCAGACAAUGAUCAGGACAGAGAGACCUUGAAACCAAUUUUCUUCUGAAGAAUCUAGUGUCCAUUGUCAGAAAAGCCAACCUCAGGCAAUUCCUGAAGUGUGAGGAACACCUGUGUGGGACCCACAAGCAGACAAAGAAGAUCUUCUGUGAAGCCAACAAGAGUUUGCUCUAUUUGGUCUGCUCUCAAGGCCAGGCGCACAAGACUUACAGACACCGUUUCAUUGUAGAGGUUGCUGAGGAAUCCUGGGAAAAGGUAGUCAACCAAAUGAGAUCAUUGUGGGAAAAGAUCCAAGGAAUUGAGAGAAAUCUCAAGAAAAACGGCAAAGGGAUUGACCAUUGGAUUUUUAUGUAUAUCAAUGUUGAGACAUGAUUUGGAGAACUUACCAGAUGACAUGGCCAUUUCUUCCAGAUUAUUAUGUAGACAGUAUCAUAAGUGAAGGCCAAAGCAUAUGUAAGCAGCUCACAAGAAGGCAAGAUGAAAUGAUUGGAAAGAAGAGAGAGCUCAGAGUAAUACACAAGGAGCUCACGAAAAUGUGCUCUAAACAAGACAUGGAGCUACUCCAGGAAUUGGAAGACAAAGUGAAAUGGAGUGAGUCAGCCCAGCUGCACGUGCCUCGGCCUCUGCUCCCAGAACUCCCUGCACCACCUAUGUCUGGGCUGAUGGGCUGGCUCAACCGCUUCCAGGUCAAUUUUUCAUUCAGUAAUGAAGUAAGCAGUCGGCACAUCAGGCUGUUCAAUGAUGCAAGAAAUCUGAUGUAUGAACAUGACAGCCUCCAUGUGUCUUUGGAUGGUGGAACAUCAAAGUGUUUUGCUGCAUGGGGAGCCCAGAGCUUCACCUCUGGCAAACAGUACUGGGAGAUGCUUGUGGACAACUCUUGGGACUGGGCUGUAGGCGUCUGUAAGGAUUCCUGGAUAAGAAAGGACGACAGCAUACUGGACGAGUCCAACAGGGACAAAUUUCUCCUUGUGUGUGUGAAGCAGGAUGAUCAUUACCAGCUCUGGACCACAGCCCCCUCCACGCCUCUGUACAUAGGGAGACCUCUGGGCAGGGUUGGGGUGUUCCUUGAUUGUGACAGUGGGAGUAUUAGUUUUGUGGAUGUUGCCAAGCCCACCCUCCUUUGGAGGUACCAUGAUGGAGUGUACACUUUCCCUGUCAGGCCCUUCAUUUGUACUGGCCACAGGUGAGGAGGCUGAGUCAUGGCCUGGACGGGAUGCUCAGGACUCCUUUUCUUAGAGAGCCCUCCUCCAGUGCUGUAAAUCAAGAAUACUUCAUUGACUUUAGGCUCUUUCUACUGUAAUGGACUCUCCUUUAUUGUUAUUCAGUGUGAAGAUAGUGUCAAAGGCAAACUUCACUUGUUGCCUUCCAUCUUUCUGACAAUAAAUUCUUGUCUUGAAACCA
This is a messenger RNA of Bubalus bubalis (water buffalo), 1739 nucleotides long. RefSeq names its product tripartite motif-containing protein 43. The record is from RefSeq and is a predicted model, not a curated record. Gene Ontology annotation, molecular function: protein binding. NCBI's taxonomy places the organism in Eukaryota, Metazoa, Chordata, Mammalia, Artiodactyla, Bovidae. The transcript is spliced from 7 exons. Bases 707 to 1525 code for a protein of 272 amino acids.